Molecule: messenger RNA, 858 nt
Organism: Metarhizium album ARSEF 1941
Lineage: Eukaryota; Fungi; Ascomycota; Sordariomycetes; Hypocreales; Clavicipitaceae
Product: Signal recognition particle receptor, beta subunit
Exons: 1
Coding region: 1-858 (285 amino acids)
Biological process (GO): protein localization to organelle; Golgi to plasma membrane protein transport; intracellular protein transport
Cellular component (GO): Golgi apparatus
Molecular function (GO): GTP binding
Source: RefSeq, a predicted model, not a curated record
AUGCCGACCGUCACGCAGAUGGCCGAGGCGCUCCUCACGCCGUCCAUCCCCGUCAUCCUCCUCGGCCUCGUCAUCGUCGUCGGCGGCCCCAUCCUGCUACACUUGAUCCUCGCCUCGUCCGCCACGUACACCAUCGCCCCGACGGUCCUCCUCGUCGGCCCCGAAAACGCCGGCAAGACGUCCCUCCUCACCCUCCUCGAGCGCGGCACGAGGCCCGCCGACACGCACACCACCCAGCGAACCCAGUCCGUCGAAUUAAACGCCACCACCGACGCCAGGACCAAAGGCUCCUUCAGGAACCACGACGACUCAACCGGCACAUACACCAAGUUCCUGCUCAUCGACACACCGGGACACGGAAAGCUGCGCAACCUGGCAAUGGCCAAGCUCGCCGACGCCGACAAGUUACGCGCCGUAGUGUUCAUGGUCGAUGCCGCCGCGCUGGGCGAGCAGGAGACGCUCGCCCCCACCGCCGCCUACCUCUACGACGUGUUGCUGCAUCUGCAGCGCAAGGCGAGCCAAAAGGGGACGACGGGGGGCGCGAUUCCGGUCCUGAUUGCCGCCAACAAGAUGGAUUUGUUCACGGCGCUGCCGGCCAGCCUGGUCAAGAGCCAGCUGGAGAAUGAACUGACGCGGAUCCGGGCUUCCAAGAGCAAGGCGCUCCUGGAUUCGGGGGUUGGGGUCGACGAGAUUGGAUCAGAGGAGCACGAUUCAUGGUUGGGAGAGUAUGACUCCGAAAAGUUUUCCUUUCAGCAGAUGAGCGAGUUUGACGUUAGCGUCGACGUCGUCCCUGGGAGUGUUACUACGACAGUGGCAGACGUUGACAAGUGGUGGUGGUGGAUGGCGCAGCGCGUGUGA